Messenger RNA from Purpureocillium takamizusanense, 2533 nucleotides. RefSeq lists its product as uncharacterized. Lineage: Eukaryota; Fungi; Ascomycota; Sordariomycetes; Hypocreales; Ophiocordycipitaceae. The record is from RefSeq and is a predicted model, not a curated record. Bases 894 to 2420 code for a protein of 508 amino acids. Gene Ontology annotation, molecular function: succinate-semialdehyde dehydrogenase (NAD+) activity. The transcript is spliced from 3 exons.
GUCUUGGCUGUGAUGGCUCCGUGUUGUUGGGUGACGGGAUACCCGUGCUUCUCUGCUCCUCAUGUAUACAUGGUAAAUGCCUCGCCGAAAGUCGUAGCAUGUGGUCGGACGUGGUGGCGUCACAAAGCACAUCGUCGGGAUCUGAAACCCACCGGUUUCCAGACGCGGCGGCUGCCUAUGUCGUGUCGCACCACAGCGGGCAGACAGACAGGUUGGACCGUAGGACAGACGGGGGCUGAACAAGCUGAACGGGGGUGCAUUAUUGGACAAGCGGGUAGUUGACACACCCUCAUCAUUGCCGUCAACGUGCUAUCUAGCAAGGUCAGCCAUCGACACCAAGUCGCCGUCUGGUGUCUGGUCUGCCUGACCGGGUUUCAGUACAUAGCUCGGGCUGGGAAACGAACAGGGUGCAGGCAGGGCUUCUUCCGGAGUCUCGACGCCGCCGGAGCGUGCCACCCAACUCAUUGCCCACCGCCGCCCCUCCCCGGCCCGGAACGCGCCAUCGAAUCGCGGGGUAGUCAGUCAGUUGGUCAGUCUGCCGUGGGGUCGUCGUCGUCGUCGUGUAAGUGGAGGUUUGCAGCCGCCGUGAUGUAAUAAGUCAGUAGCAGAGGGUGCCGCCAACUAUCGUUGACCGGCCACGUUACUGAGCUUGCGGGAGACCCCGCUCGGCAAUUCACAUAUGUGUCGAGCCGAUGAGGGUCAUUUUAUAUUGCCAUCAUCAUACCCGUCGCCGACCCGUCGGCUUCUUGACUUUCUGCAGUACUACAACGCUCAAACGUAUACCUAUUUGAACCGAUUCAGUCUAGCCGUCGUGAGCCUCCGGCAGAGAGUACUCCGGCAAAGAAAAAACUAAAACGAAAUCAGACCAGCGAAAGAAAGAAGAAAAAUACACCAUGGCGUCCACGGAACUGCCGUUCCAGCUGAGCGACGAGAGCCUGGGGCAGCUCGACUGCCUGGUCGACGGCAAGUCGGUUGCCGCCCGCUCGGGGAAGCGUUUCGACGUCAUCGACCCGGGCUCCGGCAAGGUCUGGGCCGCGUGCCCGGACUGCAGCGAUGAAGACGUCGACGCCGCCGUGCAGUCCUGCCACAAGGCGUUCCUCGAGUACGCCAAGUGGACGCCGCGACGGCGGUCCCAGACCCUGUCCAAGUGGCACCAUCUCAUCGCCGAGGCCAAGGAGGACCUCGCACGGAUCCUCGUCCACGAGACGGGCAAGCCCCUCGCCGAGGCGUACGGCGAGAUCGACUACGCCCUGACCUUUUCGUGGUGGUUCGUCGGCGAGGCGGAGCGCGCCCACGGCAACUCCAUCGUCUCCGCCGUGCCCGGCCGGCGCGCCAUCACCAUCAAGCAGCCCGUGGGCGUCGCCGCGGCGCUUGUCCCGUGGAACUUCCCCGUCGCGCUCUCCCUGCGCAAGAUGGCCGCCGCGCUCGCCGCCGGCUGCGCCAUGGUCGUCAAGCCGUCCCCCGAGUCGCCCGUCACGGUCCUGGCGCUCGCGCGGCUGGCCCUCCGCGCGGGCUUCCCCCCGGGCGCGCUCAACGUGCUGACCACGAGCCUGGACGGGACGCCGGCCGUGGCCGAGGCGCUCUGCCUGCACCCCCUCGUCCGAAAGGUCACCUUCACGGGCAGCACGCGGGUGGGCAAGAUCAUCAGCGGGCUCUGCGCCCGGAACCUCAAGAAGUCGACGCUCGAGCUCGGCGGCAACUGCCCCUUCAUCGUCUUCGACGACGCCAACCUCGAGCAGGCCAUGGGCCAGCUCAUGGCCCUCAAGUGGCGGCACGCCGGGCAGGCCUGCAUCUCGUCCAACAGGCUGUACGUGCAGCGCGGCGUGCACGACCGCCUCGUCGAGGAGCUCGUGGCGCGGACGUCGAAGCUCAAGGUCGGCCACGGCAUGGCCGAGGGCACGACCAUGGGGCCCGUCACGACGCCGCGGUCGCUCGACAAGGCCGAGGACAUGGCCAAGGACGCGCUGGCAAAGGGCGCCAAGAUGGUGCUGGGGAACGGCAUGCGCAUGGACAACAACAAUAACAACACCGGCGGCAGCGGCGGCGGCGGAUACUUCAUGGAGCCGACCGUCAUGACGGGCGUGACCGACGACAUGCUCAUGAGCGGAGACGAGAUCUUUGCGCCGUUACUUGGCGUGUCCGUCUUCGACAGCGAGGACGAGGUCGUGGCGCGAGCCAACAACACGAGCAUGGGGCUCGCGAGCUACGUCUUCACAAAGGACGUCGACAGGAUGUGGAGGAUGUUUGAGAAGCUCGAAGCCGGCAUGAUUGGACUGAACACGGGAAACAGCUCGUCAGCGGAAGCGCCGUUUGGCGGCAUCAAGGAGAGUGGAGCGGGCAAGGAGAGCGGCAAGGACGUGGCCAUUGAAGAAUUCCUGGUGACCAAGAGCGGCACGUUGACGGUCGAGGGACACUGGUGAAUGGUGAUGAUCAGGAGGAGAGAAGAGAGGAAAAAGAAAGAAAGCCCCCUCCUACUACUAGGUUGUGCGUACGAAGUACUGCGUAGCAGGGGAAACAAAGAGAAGAAGAAGAA